GUGGCCCUACCUGUGGCACGGUGGACAGCGCGAAGGCUGGGUGGCCGGGCAGGAGGUUGGACGUCUUCAAAGGAAGGGGACGUGAAGGUUAGAGGGCGCGCCGGAGCCUCGCGCUCCCCAGGCCGCUGGCCGUCCGGUGCCUUGGACCUUGGCCGCGGCCGCAGGUGCUGCGCUGAUAGUUUUCCAAAGUCCUCAGAUCCGCAGCCAUGGUGCCGCGCCUGGUGUCUCGCUGGCCGCUCGGCCUUCUCCGGGGCUGUCCGGGCUGGCGGCUGGCAGCCCGCGCUCCCGGAGCCCCAGGGGAGCAGAGCCGGCGACCCCGCGGCCCUCUCAAGGCAGGGGGUGCUGGCGACCCGGCCUGCAGGGGCUGCUCCUCCACCUCCCGGGCUCCUGAGGUGACUCCGACCCGGCUGCGCUACCCUGUGCAGCGACUGCCCUUCUCGGAGGUGUCGGCGGAGGACCUGGCCGCCUUUGAACGCAUCGUGCCCGGCAGGGUCAUCACAGACCCACUCGAGCUGGAGGCCUCCAACGUGGAUUGGCUGAAGAUGGUGCGAGGCUGCAGCCAGGUGCUGCUGAGGCCGCGGACGACAGACGAAGUGUCUCACAUCCUCAGGCACUGCUAUGAGAGAAACUUGGCUGUGACCCCACAGGGGGGCAAUACAGGCAUGGUGGGGGGCAGUGUCCCCGUCUUUGAUGAGAUCAUCCUGUCUACUGCCCUCAUGAACCAGGUCCUCAGCUUUCACAGCGUGUCUGGCAUCCUGGAGUGCCAGGCGGGCUGCAUCCUGGAGGAGCUCAGCCAGUACGUGGAGGCACGGGACUUCAUCAUGCCGCUGGACCUGGGUGCCAAGGGCAGCUGCCACAUUGGGGGCAAUGUGGCCACCAAUGCAGGUGGCCUGCGAUUUCUGCGAUACGGCUCGCUGCGUGGGACUGUGCUGGGCCUGGAAGUGGUGCUGGCAGAUGGUACCAUCCUGAACUGCCUCACUUCCCUGCGGAAGGACAACACGGGCUAUGACCUGAAGCAGCUCUUCAUAGGCUCAGAAGGCACCCUGGGGGUCAUCACUGCCGUGUCCAUCCUGUGUCCCCCUAGACCCAAGGCCGUGAAUGUGGCAUUCCUGGGCUGCCCAGGCUUCACCGAGGUCCUGCAGACCUUCACCACCUGCAAGGCGAUGGUAGGUGAGAUCCUCUCUGCAUUUGAAUUCAUGGAUGCAAAGUGCAUGGAGCUGGUCAGGCAGCACCUUGGUCUGGCCAGCCCGGUGCAAGACAGCGCCUUCUAUGUCCUGGUCGAGACGUCAGGCUCCAGUGCAGAACAUGACACCGAGAAGCUGGGUCACUUCCUGGAGCAUGUGCUGAGCUCCGGUCUGGUAUCUGAUGGUGCUGUGGCCACUGACCAGAGGAAGAUCCAGACUCUCUGGGCACUGAGAGAGAGGAUCACGGAGGCGCUGAGCCAUGAUGGCUAUGUGUACAAAUACGACCUCUCGCUGCCUGUGGAGCGGCUCUACGACCUUGUGACUGAUGUGCGUGCCCGGCUCGGCCCCAGUGCCAAGAACGUGGUGGGCUAUGGCCACCUGGGGGACGGCAACCUGCACCUCAAUGUGACAGCGGAAGCCUUCAGUGCCUCGCUACUGGGAGCCCUGGAGCCUUAUGUGUAUGCAUGGACAGCCGAGCAGAGGGGCAGUGUGAGCGCGGAACAUGGCUUGGGCUUCAAGAAGAGGGACGUCCUGGGCUACAGCAAGCCGUCUGCCGCGGUGCAGCUCAUGCGACAGCUCAAGCUCUUGCUGGACCCCAGGGGCAUUCUGAACCCCUACAAGACACUCCCUUCCCAGGCCUGAUGGGAGCCCCUCCCUGCCCCAGGCCCUCCCAGACAGGUGGGUGGGCAGCUUCCUCCUCAGCUGCUUGUGGCUUCUGGUGUCCACCCUGGGGGUCCUUGUGGGGCUGUGCUGAGCAGUCAGAGUGUGAGCGAGCACUUCCUCUCUGGCUCUCGUGAGUCCCCAGUAAACAGCUGCAUUGGCCACAGG
Molecule: messenger RNA, 2012 nt
Organism: Ochotona princeps (American pika)
Lineage: Eukaryota; Metazoa; Chordata; Mammalia; Lagomorpha; Ochotonidae
Gene: D2HGDH
Product: D-2-hydroxyglutarate dehydrogenase
Exons: 9
Coding region: 207-1826 (539 amino acids)
Cellular component (GO): mitochondrion
Molecular function (GO): FAD binding; catalytic activity
Source: RefSeq, a predicted model, not a curated record